AAUCAAAACACACAAACAUGCUACACUCAGACAAGAAAUCGGUCUCUUCCAUUAACCAAGAAGAAUAUGGCGCUGUGAAAAGACCGAGCUAUUUUAUUCCGGCCGCGCUCGUAACUACCUUAUUCUUUCUUUGGGGUUUUAGUUAUGGUUUACUCGAUACUUUAAACAAACAUUUCAGAAAUGUUCUUGGUAUUUCUACAACUAUGUCCACUUUUAUGCAAGUCGCUUAUUUCGGUGCCUACCUCGUCUUUUGUAUACCUGCAAGUUACAUUUGUAAAAAGAUUGGGUACAAGAAAACCAUUAUUUUCGGUCUUUUCCUUUACGUAAUUGGUGCACUCUGUUUCUAUCCUUCUGCUGUUUACUUGAGCUUUGGUGGAUUUGUAGGCUCUCUUUUUAUUAUUGCCUGUGGUAUCUGUACAUUGGAAACUUGCGCAAAUUCUUAUAUUACAAUUGUUGGUGACAGAAAGAACGCUUCUUUGCGUAUUAACAUUGCUCAAUCAUUUAACGGUAUUGCCAGUGUACUUGCGCCUAUUGUUGCAUCCUUUGCAUUCUUUGGUGGCGAAUCUGAAGAUGAUGUUGUAGGUGGUAGUUUAGAAUCAGUCAAAUGGACCUAUGUUGGUGUAGCGGGUGGCGUCUUCUUUAUUGGUGUCUUAUUUUGUUUUGCGCAUAUCCCUGAAAUUGAUGAAGAAGCUGUCAUGUUGGCCGAGUCCAAAGAAACCGGUGAGAUCGUCCGCAGAGCUUCCUUAUAUUCUCCUCAUUUGGUUUUGGGUGCCAUCUCUCAAUUUUUAUACGUAGGUGGUCAAGUUGGUGUUGCAUCCAUGUUCUUAUUUUACGCAAGCGAUGUGGGUCAUAUUUCUGAUUCAAAGGGAUCUAUCUUGUUAUCGGUUGCUUUGGGUUGCUUUACCAUUGGUCGAUUUGUAGGUAUUGGUCUCUUGAAAAAGUUUCGUCCCGAACACUUGCUGGCUGCAUUCUCACUCGGUGCCAUCAUUACCAUGGUCUUUAUCAUUGCCAUGAAAACACCCGGUACUACCUAUGCUUUAUUAGUUCUCAUGUUCUUUGAGAGUAUCAUUUUCCCCACCAUUUUCUCAUUGGGAACCAAAGAUUUGGGAAGAAAUCACAAACGUGGCUCUGCUUUUAUUAUUAUGGGAACAGCAGGUGGUGCUUGUUUACCUCCUAUCCAAGCUGUCGUACAUGACCAUACCAAUGUCAAUAUUUCUUUCAUUGUGCCUUUAAUUGCCUUUGUAUUUGUAUUUGGUUAUGCCAUCAUAGGUCAUACAUGGAUCAAAUACGUCAACGAACCUCUUGCAGAUACAUCUUCUAUCAACCAGGAAACUUUUGAAGAUAAACUUGUUGUUGUUAAAACAGAGAAUGUUCGUCAAUAAUAUAUUGGCCUGCAUGAUACCCCCCUCCCUUUUCUUAUAAUGAAUAAACAAUUUGGUUUAAUCUGGAUAUCUCGCUCAAUUAAAUUUAGGUGUUAAUUACUUUUUUUUGAGUUUGAAGCAUGGCGCAGGAAAUUCCUAUAACUCAC
Mucor mucedo is the source of this 1528-nucleotide messenger RNA. Its product is annotated as major facilitator superfamily domain-containing protein. The record is from RefSeq and is a predicted model, not a curated record. Lineage: Eukaryota; Fungi; Mucoromycota; Mucoromycetes; Mucorales; Mucoraceae. Gene Ontology annotation, biological process: transmembrane transport. The transcript has 5 exons. Gene Ontology annotation, molecular function: transmembrane transporter activity. Bases 18 to 1382 code for a protein of 454 amino acids.